This is a messenger RNA of Pseudophryne corroboree (corroboree frog), 2442 nucleotides long. RefSeq names its product crooked neck pre-mRNA splicing factor 1 (gene CRNKL1). Gene Ontology annotation, molecular function: protein binding. The record is from RefSeq and is a predicted model, not a curated record. Gene Ontology annotation, cellular component: U2-type catalytic step 2 spliceosome; precatalytic spliceosome; post-mRNA release spliceosomal complex. NCBI's taxonomy places the organism in Eukaryota, Metazoa, Chordata, Amphibia, Anura, Myobatrachidae. Gene Ontology annotation, biological process: mRNA splicing, via spliceosome; spliceosomal complex assembly. The transcript has 14 exons. The coding region runs from base 70 to 2277 and encodes 735 amino acids.
GGACGCCGGGACACCGGGACACAUGGGUCUCUAGUGUGCAGAACGUGACCACAGGAAGGUCGGAGCGUCAUGUGCUGCGUACGUCAGCGCGUCCCGGUGGGCGUGGCGGCGGUGUUACGUUUCCGUGUGCGUUCUGCUGCUCGGUCCACCAGAGUGCUCCUGCUGGUUGUGGUCAGGGGUGAGCGGGGAAACAUGGCGUCCACGGCGGCUGGAAAGCAGCGGAUUCCCAAAGUGGCCAAGGUGAAAAAUAAAGCCCCAGCUGAGGUGCAGAUAACAGCCGAGCAGCUGCUGAGAGAAGCCAAGGAGAGAGAACUCGAGCUGCUUCCUCCUCCUCCUAAACAAAAGAUCACAGAUGAAGAGGAACUUAAUGACUACAAAUUAAGGAAAAGAAAGACCUUUGAAGAUAAUAUAAGAAAAAACAGAACUGUUAUUAGUAACUGGAUAAAGUAUGCACAAUGGGAGGAAAGUUUAAAAGAGGUUCAGAGGGCACGAUCUAUAUACGAGCGUGCAUUAGAUGUGGAUCACAGGAAUAUUACAUUAUGGCUAAAGUAUGCAGAGAUGGAGAUGAAGAAUCGCCAGAUUAAUCAUGCGCGGAACAUCUGGGAUCGUGCCGUUACCAUUCUUCCCAGAGCCAACCAGUUCUGGUAUAAAUACACCUACAUGGAGGAGCUACUGGGAAAUGUGGCAGGAACGAGGCAAGUGUUUGAACGCUGGAUGGAGUGGCAGCCUGAGGAACAAGCUUGGCAUUCUUAUAUCAACUUCGAGCUUCGGUACAAGGAGGUGGACAGAGCACGCUCUAUUUAUGAAAGAUUUGUCAUUGUACACCCGGAUGUGAAGAACUGGAUUAAGUAUGCUCGCUUUGAGGACAAGCAUGGCUACAUCGCUCAUGCGAGGAAGGUCUAUGAACGUGCUGUGGAGUUUUAUGGGGAGGAUCACAUGGACGAGAAUCUCUAUGUUGCAUUUGCCAAAUUUGAGGAGAAGCAAAAGGAAUCAGAAAGAGUGCGCGUCAUCUACAAAUACGCCUUAGACAGAAUCCCAAAGCAGCAAGCACAUGAUCUGUUCAAAAACUACACUAUUUUUGAAAAAAAGUACGGUGACCGGCGAGGUAUUGAAGAUAUAAUUGUGAACAAGAGGCGUUUUCAAUAUGAGGAAGAAGUCAAGGCCAAUCCCCAUAAUUAUGAUGCCUGGUUUGACUACUUACGAUUGGUGGAAAGUGACACAGAUGCAGACACUGUUCGGGAAGUGUAUGAACGAGCGAUCGCCAAUGUUCCACCCACAGAAGAGAAAAGACACUGGAAAAGAUAUAUAUACCUGUGGAUUAAUUAUGCUUUGUAUGAGGAAUUGGAGGCAAAGGAUCCAGAUAGAACCAGACAGGUGUAUCAGGCUUGCAUAGAGCUAAUACCUCACAAAAAGUUUACUUUUGCAAAAAUCUGGCUGAUGUAUGCACAAUUUGAAAUAAGACAAAAAAAUCUUCCUUUGGCUAGAAAAGCAUUGGGCACCUCCAUUGGCAAAUGUCCCAAACAUAAGCUAUUUAAAGGUUACAUAGAAUUGGAAUUGCAGCUUCGGGAAUUUGACAGAUGCAGAAAGCUAUAUGAAAAGUUCUUAGAAUUUGCCCCAGAAAACUGUACAACAUGGAUUAAAUUUGCAGAAUUGGAAACUAUUCUGGGUGACACGGAACGAGCUCGAGCUGUGUACGAGCUGGCUAUUGGACAGCCACGUCUUGAUAUGCCUGAAGUCCUCUGGAAAUCAUAUAUUGAUUUUGAAAUAGAACAAGAAGAGUUUGAGAAGACGAGAAAUCUGUACAGGAGACUUCUACAGAGAACUCAGCAUGUUAAGGUGUGGAUAAGCUUUGCACAGUUUGAACUGACUACAGGAAACGAGGACACGCUGGGUAAAUGCAGACAGCUCUAUGAGGAGGCAAAUAAGACUCUGAGGAACUGCGAGGAGAAAGAGGAGAGGUUGAUGUUGCUGGAGUCAUGGAGAAGCUUUGAGGAUGAGUUUGGGUCUGAUUCCAACCAAGAGAGGGUGGCUCAACUCAUGCCUGAGAGAGUCAAGAAAAGGAGAAAACUCCAAGCAGAGGAUGGGUCUGAUGCUGGAUGGGAGGAAUACUAUGACUACAUAUUCCCCGAAGAUGCUGCAAAUCAGCCCAAUCUUAAACUGCUUGCAAUGGCCAAACUCUGGAAGAAGCAGCAGAAAGAUGAUGAUGAGGAGGAGGAGGAGGAGGAGAAUGAUCAUGGACAAGAUCCUGGCAAAGAUAUGGACGAGAGUGCUUCCUGACGCACACAUUUGUAGUAUUGCUGUGUUCUGGUCGUUUUUUAUUGCCCUUUUAUAUUUCCUUGUACAUAUGUGACAGACUAGAUUCAUUUUGCUAUUAAACAACUGAAACGACCAUUUAUGUGGAAAUAAAACCUGUAAAUAAAUACUUCUACUAUUGAAAUGUAA